AGCAAUGGGUGAGAAAGGAUGAGAUCAAACAUGAAGUAAAUGAGUACUUCAAAGAAAGGAAUAAAAGAACUAAAACAAUGUUAUAGUAACAGAUCAACUCAGAAGCAGAGUUUGCAAUUGCCAAUCAACUCUUUCUAAAACACUUCCAAUCUAUUAACACACCACGUUCCAUCCUUUCAUAGUGUCCCACCCCCUGUGAUCCCAAACCCGCAUCUAUGCAGAUAAGCCCCUCUAGUCUACAACCCUCUUACUGCCACCAAAUUCUAAGUCACUAAUUCAGCUGGUUUUGAGGCAUACCACCGGGUUGCUGCACCAUUCAUAAACUGAGUAAUGAAAACCCUGCGAUUUUGCGGACAACCAGCACCACGAUCUGACCUGAAUUAGCUCGAAGGUCCUGAAAAUUUCAGCUGGCUCACCCCUGAAAAUCAAAUUAUUCCUCGCAUUCCAAUUGGCCACACAACAGCAAGGCACACCGCCCUCCAACUGAUGGAGUGUAUUGCUCAUAUUAUUGUGAUUAUUUCGGAAAAAUUCCCAUGAGCUUGAGCAUGUGGGCCACUGGAAGAGGAAAUAUGGCUGAAUUGCUUGUAACUGAACGACCCCAUUUUCUUCCAAUUCCUAUGCCUAAAAGAUUAAGCUAUGCUUUCUGAGAUAUUUGCCUUUUUUAGUACCCAACGUUCGUAACUCCCUCCACGGCUCUACCUUUUCUUUCUUUCUUUCUCACCACAAACUGUCUCUUAGAGUUUGUUGGACUCACACACCAAGAAGAGGGAAUUCCAAAUCCCUCUGUCUCAAAAUUUCCAUCAUAAACUGUUGGAGUUUCUUUUCCUUAUAGUAUAGGUAAUUCACAACUACAAUGACAAUUACUUUCUUCCUUAUUUAAGGUCCUCAAAUUUCUAACUGUGUGCUAGAACCACCUUCAACAAACAAGAUUCAAAUGAUCAAACCUCAAAUAUUAUUCUGAAUGUUCAAAAAGCAUGCCUGCUUCUCCUGGUUGAUUUGUGGUGUUUAACUAAUUAUUCUGUCUUUUCUUGAUUUCUAUUUUUUCUGGUGGGUAUUUUCUGUUGUGAUAUUUUUCUAUGCACACAUAUAGUGUGUCAGUUUCUUUAAUUUUGAAUUCCUGAUUCUGUUAUUUUGUGCCAACUAUUGCAGGUAAAGAAUAACGAGUGCAGGAGACAAGCAAAAAAUGCAUGAGCAAACUGGUUGCUUUGAUCCCAACACAAUGGCAGAAGGUGUAAGCUCUCAAAAAGAUAGCUUUCCUCAAACUCUUCUUGACCCACAACCACAAUCACUUAUGGUUACAGAGAACACCACAAACAGCAACAACAUCAUGGAUAACCAUUUGGUGCAAGAGGUCAUUGAUGCCCCUCUCUAUCAGCAAUCCACUUGGGACCCUAAUGUUCAAGAAGUACAAGAUAUGAGCUAUGCUAACCAUCCAGAACAACAAUUUCAGCAUAUUGAUGCACAAAACUACUGCCAAAGCUACACUCCUUCCAUACUAGACCCUUCUUACCCUUCACCAGAUCUCCUAAACUUUCUCCACUUGCCCACAUGCUCAGCUUCAUCUUUACUCACCAAUCCACCCAACAUUUGCAUCUCAAACCCAACUCAGAGGACACCCAAUUUCCAGAACUCAAUGACCUUUCUAGGAGACCUUCCAAUGGGACCAGACAACACAAGUGCAUCCUCAGUUCUGUAUGAUCCUCUAUUUCAUUUGAACCUGCCUCCACAGCCUCCAGCCCUCAGAGAGCUGUUCCAAUCUCUCCCCCGUGGCUACAGGUUGCCAACCAGCUCCAGGGACGAUUCGCUUUUCGGUGGAGGGGAUGAGAUGGAGGGAGAUGGGAGCCAGCUUGACAUGGGAGUGCUGGAUUUCAAUAGGGGCACAGCUUCUGUUGGCAAAGGAAGGGAAGGAAAAGGUGCCAAACCUUUUGCAACUGAGAAAGACAGAAGAGAGCAAUUGAAUGGAAAAUACAAAAUCUUGAGGAGUCUUAUCCCUAACCCCACCAAGCCUGAUAGAGCCUCUGUUGUUGGUGAUGCCAUUGAGUAUAUAAGAGAGCUGAUUAGAACAGUCAAUGAGCUCAAACUAUUGGUGGAGAAGAAAAGACAUGAGAGGGAGAGGUGCAAGAGGCCAAAAAACGAAGAGGAUGCUGAGGAAAGCUGUAACAUUAAGCCUUUUGGGGAUCCAGAUGGAUACAUAAGGACCUCAUGGCUCCAGAGGAAAUCCAAAGACAGUGAGGUUGAUGUCCGAAUCAUCGAUGAUGAUGUCACAAUCAAAUUCUUCCAGAGGAAGAAGAUUAACUGCCUGCUAUUUGUGUCAAAGGUUCUGGAUGAACUUCAGUUGGAACUUCACCAUCUUGCAGGUGGACAUGUUGGUGAAUAUUGGAGUUUCUUGUUCAAUAGCAAGGUAAUUGAAGGUUCAUCAGUCUAUGCAAGUGCCAUAGCCAACAGGGUGAUUGAUGUUUUGGACAGUCAAUACGCUGCAGCAGUUCCACAGACAAGUAGCUAUUAGAGCCGUGGAAGAUAGUGUCAAUAUCAGGAACAAAAGACAUGCAUGAAACUAUAACAUAUACUGGUAGUAAUAAUAAUAGUAGUAACAAGUUCCUGAGGACACUCAGGUGAUAGUGAGAUUAUAAAGUUUAACAGUUUCUGACUUUCUGGUUCAAAAUAUAGUUUCUUCAAGUAGUACCAAGUCCUUUUUGGGAUUAUGCCAUCUACCAUUUGUCCUCUUUUCUUUCUUUUUACAUACAUUUUCCAUUGCUAUUUUA
Messenger RNA from Lotus japonicus, 2762 nucleotides. RefSeq names its product transcription factor bHLH91-like. The transcript is spliced from 3 exons. NCBI's taxonomy places the organism in Eukaryota, Viridiplantae, Streptophyta, Magnoliopsida, Fabales, Fabaceae. Gene Ontology annotation, biological process: anther wall tapetum development; regulation of DNA-templated transcription. Bases 1184 to 2506 code for a protein of 440 amino acids. Gene Ontology annotation, molecular function: protein dimerization activity. The record is from RefSeq and is a predicted model, not a curated record.